UCCUUCUAGGGGUUGAAUGGGUCCCAACAAGAUUUCGAAUUUCUGUUGAAAUGACUAGCAAUUACAUUUUCACUGCUGGUCAAAUGAUGCUGGCUGGUAUAGCUUACGGAAUCCAACACUGGCGCUGGAUUCAGUUCACACUUUCAGUCCCAUUUUUCGUCUUCUUCCUUUAUUCCUGGUGGUUCCCCGAGUCCGCUCGCUGGCUAAUUCUGAACGACAAGGCUGAUGUAGCUCUGAAACAGCUCAGGAGGGUGGCCAAAAUGAAUGGCAAGGAGGAUGAAGCGAAAAAGCUCACCGUCGAAAUUCUCAAAUCGAGUAUGAAAGACGAGCAGCUAACUGCUAAGAACAAGCACAGUGUGCUAGAUCUAUUUCGGACUCCUGUCAUACGCAAGAUAGCUUGUUGUACCAUGCUUGUUUGGUUUGCAACGGGUUUUGCAUAUUAUGGGUUGGCAAUAGACCUGCAAGGAUUCGGAGUUGACAUUUACCUCAUCCAGUUCAUUUUUGGAGCCGUCGACGUUCCAGCAAAGGCUAUUUGUUUCCUUUCCAUGAGUCUGAUUGGAAGGCGGUUCACACAGAGCACCUCCCUUAUAAUUGCGGGAUGCAUCAUUUUGGCAAACAUCUUCAUCCCAAAAGAGUUAAAGACCUUACGCACAUCAUUUGCUGCUAUUGGGAAAGGGUGUCUCGCUGCAGCUUUCAGCUGUUGCUAUCUCUAUUCAGGUGAACUCUACCCAACAAUGAUCAGGCAGACGGGGAUGGGGCUGGUGAGCACGAUGGCUCGCGUGGGGGCCAUGAUAGCUCCUAUUGUAAGGAUGAGCGGUGACUAUGUCUCGUUCCUGCCAUCGACCAUUUACGCUGGGGUGGCUAUAAUCGCUGGCUUUGCUGUCUUUCUCCUUCCCGAAACACGGAACACUCCUUUGCCGGAAACCAUCGAAGGAGUUGAAAACAGAGCAAUAAAAACUGCUGGAAAAGGCAAGGACCUGGAGAGGAGCGAUAUCCCACUCCAGGAAGCCCACCUAUCAUUGAUGAAACAGACUGUGUGACCAGGUGCAGCUCACUCCCAGCUAUCAGCCCUCUGAGCAAAGAAAUGAUAACAGACGUUUUGUAAUCUAUGUCCACUUUUUCACAACAAGCAUUUAAUAAAGCCUUCUCAACCUUCAACAUUUCCAAAUUGUACUUUAAGCACUAGAUAACUGAAGCGAUAAGAUAAAUCUAAACAAACGAAUUACAAGCAAAUGACAGCCUCAGUCCAAAUUCCAGUCUGUUUCUUAACAGAUAUCCUUGUGUCCUCCUGGCUUAAUUGUUAAAAAAUAAUUUUGAAUUGAACAACACUGAACUGGGAUCAAUCCUUUUGAUUUCGAUGUGAUUUAUUAUUGUCACAUGUACCUCGGUAGAGUAAAAAGUUUUGUUUUACGUGCAGUACAGGCAGGUCAUACCAUACACAGUGCAUUAGGGUAAUAGAACAGAGUGAGGAAUACAAUGUUACGGCUGCAGGGAAGGUGCAUAGAGAGUGAGAUCAACAUUAAGUUUAAAAUUUGAGAGGACCAUUCAGAAACAGGGAAGAAACUAUUUUUGAAUCUGUUGGUCCAUGUGUUUAAGUUUUGUAUCUUCUGCCCGAUGGAAGAGGUUGGAAGAGAUUAUUACCGGGGUGGGAGGGGUAUGUGAUGAUGUUGGCCUGUCUUCCUGAGGCAGGGGGAAGUGUAGAUGGAGUCAAUGGAUGGGAGGUUGGCUUGUGUGAUGGACCGAGCUGCCUUUCCAAUCCCAGGACUGUGCAGUACUGUCUUACUGGAGGUGGCGCACUUGGUCUUGGUUCUUGUCCUGCGACAGUGAAGGCAUAUAACCAUCAUGAACAACAUCCUCAACCAGAGGUAAAUCUUUGCCAAUGUUCCUAGAUUGUCCAUUGUAUGUCUCAAUGCAACACUAUUAAACUGUUAUAAACCAA
This is a messenger RNA of Rhincodon typus (whale shark), 1939 nucleotides long. RefSeq names its product solute carrier family 22 member 6-A-like. Lineage: Eukaryota; Metazoa; Chordata; Chondrichthyes; Orectolobiformes; Rhincodontidae. Gene Ontology annotation, molecular function: transmembrane transporter activity. The transcript has 7 exons. Gene Ontology annotation, cellular component: membrane. Gene Ontology annotation, biological process: transmembrane transport. The record is from RefSeq and is a predicted model, not a curated record. The coding region runs from base 51 to 1040 and encodes 329 amino acids.